This is a messenger RNA of Drosophila biarmipes, 1123 nucleotides long. RefSeq lists its product as uncharacterized. Gene Ontology annotation, cellular component: nucleus. The record is from RefSeq and is a predicted model, not a curated record. The transcript has a single exon. Gene Ontology annotation, molecular function: zinc ion binding. The coding region runs from base 91 to 636 and encodes 181 amino acids. Lineage: Eukaryota; Metazoa; Arthropoda; Insecta; Diptera; Drosophilidae.
GGUCGCACUACGGUCUUCCACCAAACCUCAUCCUUUCAAAAAAUUUGAUUGCCAAUAAUCCAAAAGAAAAAUAAAUAAUUGACUUGAACCAUGGAGGACCUUGUGAAAAUGUGCCGAGUUUGCAUGGGCGAGGCGGAGGAACUGCUGGGCAUCUACGACAACAAGAGCUUCGCAGACGGCCUGAGCGCCGAGCUGAAGAAGACCAAGGAGCCGGAGCCCACGCCGGCCGACCUGAUGCGGAGCUGCAGCUCGGUGCCGGUCUCUUCCGGCGACUGCUUCCCCCUGAAGAUCUGCGAGCCGUGCCUGAGGAAGCUGCGCGACGCCCUGCUAUUCAAGAUGCGCUACGCCAAGAACGUGGCGUGCCUGCGACGCGUGAAGUCGGAGAAGAAGGACCAGGAGACAUGCGAUCUGCUGGAGGCCGAGGACUGGAGCCUGGUGGAUCGCAUCAAGGACGAGGACGAGGAGGAGGACGAGAACAAGAACGACCUGCAGCCGAGUGCGAAGAAGGUCAAGGAGGAGAAGCCGCGUCCCUUCAAGUGUCCCGACUGCCCGAAGAGCUUCACCGGCAAGGCGCAGCUCACCAUGCACAGCCGCACCCACACCAAGGGGAAGGGUAAACGACGAUCGGUUAAGUAGCAUCCUCUGCGUAUCGCACAGCUUUAGGUUAGGCGCUUGGCAAGCCAAAUGUUCUAUCCUCUAUGUUCUAUAUUAAAACAUUAUCAUGUUGCUUUAUGUUAAGUUGCAAUCGACGAUUAUAUUUAUAAGAAAACCAUCUGUUGACCAAUUCAUGACAUACUCAUUCUUCCACGAAACAAACUUUUAGCCUUAUUUAAAAAGAAUUUCAUUAAGACACCUAAGAAAUACGUGUUAUGAUCGGCUUUUUUAAGAACUACCACUAAGAUGACCAACUAUGUACACUUGAUACGAGUGGAUUAAAAUGCUUAAGUUGUAAUACAAUUUAUUCCUAAGUAUUUUGGGUAAGGGCUUCUACUAGAGAGUAAUAACAUUUAAAAAACUUAAAAAUAUGUAAGUAGGUAAAUACACUGUAAAGGGGUUUUAAAACUAGAGAUUAUGCAUUUUUUUGCUACUUAAUAUGGUUAAAAAUAAACGCAUAUAAAUAUAA